AUGUAUUCUUAGUAUUUAAUUUUAAAUCAAUAUAUAUUUAAAAUUAAUUUUACAAUAUUAAUUAAAAAUUUAAUAAAUAAAAUUUAUUAUAUUGAAAUAAAAUCUGUUGGAUUUUGGAGAAUGGGUGCAGUGUAUGCAGGAUAGUAUUAUAAAAGUAAUUGUAUACUUGUUGGAAAUGCCUAUCAUGGAAUGCGUCAUGCUGGUGGCUUUGGAAUGAAUACAGGCAUUUAAAUGCAUAAAAUUCAGUCUACAAAAUUAAAGAAUAAAAAGAUCUAUUAUAUUAUUAAGAAGAAAGAUAAUAAAUUAUAAAAGAUAAAUAGAACUGCUUUAAAAUUUUAUAAAAAAAUCUCUUGA
Molecule: messenger RNA, 354 nt
Organism: Paramecium sonneborni
Lineage: Eukaryota; Ciliophora; Oligohymenophorea; Peniculida; Parameciidae
Source: the annotation of a GenBank genome assembly